Molecule: messenger RNA, 1086 nt
Organism: Daphnia pulicaria
Lineage: Eukaryota; Metazoa; Arthropoda; Branchiopoda; Diplostraca; Daphniidae
Gene: Gip
Product: putative hydroxypyruvate isomerase
Exons: 6
Coding region: 180-977 (265 amino acids)
Biological process (GO): glyoxylate metabolic process
Molecular function (GO): hydroxypyruvate isomerase activity
Source: RefSeq, a predicted model, not a curated record
CCUUCUUCAUAUCUGUAGUCUGUACUGGUUGCCCAGCUCUCAUGUGGGCCUGUAGAGAAUAGUCAAGGCAAAGAGAUCGGCGAUAAUAACAUCUUAAACGACAGAAUCUCGUAGUGUCCUUCGGCAGUUGUCCAAAUCUUGUCCAAACUUGAACGAAUUUUCAGCGUCAGCAUAAGAAAAUGGUUCUGAAAUUCUGUGCCAAUUUGUCUUUCAUGUUUACAGAGAAAACGGACAAUUUGUUGGAAAGGUACCAACUAGCCUCACAGGCCGGAUUCAAAGCUGUCGAAUUCACAUUUCCAUACCAGUUUAACGUCGAAGAUGUAGUUAAGGCAAAGUCAGCUGCAAACGUGGAUCAAAUUUUAAUCAAUGCCUUCCCAGGUGAUUUGGAACGUGGUGAAUUGGGCCUUGCUAUCAUGAGCGGACGACAGAACGAAUUUAGAGAAAGUCUGGAGAAAACUAUGGAAUACGCAGCCGCAUUAGACUGCAAAAAAAUUCAUAUUAUGGCUGGAAAGAAAUUUUCCGGAAUUGUAGACACUGCAAUGGACGAUGUUUACAAGGACAAUCUAGAGUAUGCCGCCAAAGUUUUUAAAGAAAAAGGUUUCGUUGGUUUAAUUGAACCUAUUUCAGAAGUUGUGAUUCCCCAUUACUUUAUGAAUUCUGUCAGUAAAGCUUUGCAAUUGGUGAAAGAGAUUAACAGCGACUCGCUAAAACUUCAGCUAGAUAUUUUCCAUUUGCAGUUAAUUGAAGGAAAUUUGACCAACCGGAUUAAGGAGCUUUUGCCAUAUAUUGGCCAUAUUCAAAUUUCUCAAGCGCCAACUCGUGAUUCGCCUGACAGCGAAGGAGAGAUCAACUACCGCUACAUUUUGAAAUUGUUAGAAGAUCUUGGCUACGAGGGUUUCAUAGGGUUGGAAUACAAACCGACUAAAGCAAGUGCCGAUAGUAUUGGAUGGAUUAAAGAGUGGGGAUACUCUUUGUGAUGUCAGUAUCUAUGAACACGCAAAUGAUCGUAAAUAACUUGAUUUAGAAUUUUUAUGGGGUAUUAAGUUUUUGUACUUUUGGAAAAUAAUAAAUUUAUUUCGUGGUUAA